Molecule: messenger RNA, 4411 nt
Organism: Fomitiporia mediterranea MF3/22
Lineage: Eukaryota; Fungi; Basidiomycota; Agaricomycetes; Hymenochaetales; Hymenochaetaceae
Exons: 6
Coding region: 12-3461 (1149 amino acids)
Biological process (GO): DNA-templated transcription; regulation of DNA-templated transcription
Cellular component (GO): nucleus
Molecular function (GO): DNA binding; zinc ion binding; DNA-binding transcription factor activity, RNA polymerase II-specific
Source: RefSeq, a predicted model, not a curated record
GACACGGUACAAUGCCGUCGGACAGGACUAACGCUGCGAGCAGCAGCUCAAUGGGCAAUCAGCUAGAUGGCGAAGACCAAGAUCUAUCCUCCACGAGCCGGGCAGCGCGCAAGGGCGGUAACCCCCUGCAGCGUGGCUCCGCCUGCCUCAGCUGUAGGAAGCGCAAAAUGAAAUGCGACGCGACGAAACCCGUAUGUCGACAAUGCGUUAAAGCAAACAGAGCAGAAGAAUGUGACUAUGACGAUGGGAGGCAGAAGAGCCGCACGCAGAUCCUUCAGGAGAAGAUCGCGAAGCUAGAAGAUCGGAUACGUGAACUUGAGUGUGCGGACGACGAGUAUGCACCUGAGCAGCAGCAACAAACGUACGACCCAACAUAUGAUGCGUUUGGACAAGCAACGGCGACGACGGGCUUUGGAGGUGAGGACUACAGUGCUGCUGGGACGAAUGGUGGAGCGUACGGGUUCGCAGGCAGUGGAGUAGCACCGUACCAUUCACCGGCAGAGUCGGCCUCUGCCUCGGGAUCUUCGAACGGACAGUCGUUCUCCCCACUCAUCCUUGAUGGAGGCACUAGCACAUCUACUCCAUCCCUUUCGUACCAUGGACACGGACACGGGCCGACAGCCGGUCCAUCGAGUGCGUCACUCUUUCCCCCCGGACCUGAGCAGCAACAUCAGCACCACCAUCAAAAUUCGUUCUAUCCUUCUCCAGCAGAGAUAGGCAAUACUAGCAGCGCAGCCGCCGACCUCUUCGGGUUUCCAAGCUCGCCUGAUGUUGUGGGUGUCCAUGGCCAUGGCGGCUCGGGGAUAGCAGUGGCUUCGGCUUCGACUUCGGCGGCGGGUAGACCGGGUUCCGCGGGACCUUCGGGUAGUAGCUCGAGUGGUGCCGCAUGGGGUCAGCAACAUGAAAUUAUGAAUAUGAGUUCUAUCUUUGGGCCUGCUUCGACUUCGACUUCUGUGCCCGGCGCUGGCGCUGCUGCUGCGUCGGUUCCGGGUAUGCCGAUAAACGAGGGGUAUGGGGCAUUGGAUAUGGGAUUCGAUGCGUCGAUGGCAUUGGGGAUGAACAUGAGCAUGAACAUGAAUAUGAAUAUGGGUAUGAACUCAAGCAUGGCGAUGGGUAUGGGAGUUGGCAUGCCUGGAGACCUGAUGACGAUGAGUGGAUAUGGCGGCAGCACGCAUGACUUUUCUGCGUUCUCUACUGCUGGUCCUUCCUCUAUGCAGUCGUCAUAUGGUGGCCAGCACGCGAACCCAAACGCUAUGUCUAGCGCCUCAUCACUUACUAUGCGUUCUGUCUCCUCUUCUCUACCAUUCCCGAGUCCCGCAAGCAGUUCAACAUCUGGAGCGGUACCUGGCCCUGGACCAAACUCUCUCUCGAUUCCGCGUACUGGCGGUACCGGCACACGUUCAACUAUAUCUCUCCAAACAAGUCUUGGAAAGAGCAGUAAACCAAUGAGUCGGUGGGAUGUAGAGGUCCUACAUGUGCAAGAGCGGAAAAUUCUUGCAGAUAUAUUCCUACCUCAUGCCAAGCAAUGUGGGCUAGACCUCUCGCCUGAGAGACUCUAUCAACGCUUAGAAUUGGAUAACGCUUAUCCCACUCUCUUCCCGCUCCUGGCGUCUUCUCAAAGUCAAAAUCAAAAUAACCAUCCUCAAGGACAUGGACAACAACAACAUUUGCAAAAUCUAGGAGAACUCCGCGCACCACCGGCUCACCCUGCACUCGCUAACGCAAUUUACCUCCUCGCGUGUCAUUUCUCCGCUGUUCACUUAUCUGGGCCUAAUAUAUCUACCACGAGUUAUAGAGAUGGAAGUAGUGCGAAUGGGAAACAGACGGACCUUUCGGCACAUGAGCCGCAUUUCCUUACGCGAGCGUUGCGUGGGAUCGCCGCGGCCCUCGAGGCGGGUGAGGCUGCGGCGACGGAUUCGCCGAGCAGUCGGUCUAGUCGAUCCAGUCGGAGUUCUACGAGGAGUGGAAGUGCGAGUGCGAGAGGGUCGAAUUCGCCGAGGAGUGAGGCUGGGGCGUCACCUGCUUUGAGAGUGCAAUCGAGGAAUAGCUCGAGGCCUUCGACGUCUCAUAAUACUGCAUCUACAUCUGCAUCGACAUCGACGUCGACUUCUGCUGCGAACUUGACUGCUGGGAUAACGACUGGGCUGGGCGGAGGCGUGCCGAAAGAAGAGGAACAACUGGAUACGGCGACGCCGCUUGUGGAUGCUGUACAAGCCAGUGCACUCCUUGCGGUUUAUUUCUUUGCGAAAGCGAGGUUGUUGGAAGGGUAUUAUCAUGCGAGUGCUGCCGCGAGGUUGGCUGUGAGUUUGGGUAUGCAUCAAGUAAGAAGUCCGGUUUGGCGGCCUCCACCUCCACCUACGUUGGCUCCUGCGACGUCUCCGUCGCCUUCGUUCGGAAGUUCGUCGUUUGGGUCGACAACGUUUGACUCUGCUUCCUCGAGCUCAGGUUCGUCUGGCUCAGCUAUGGGAAGCAGUUCGAGUGGGAGUGGGAGUAGUGGGAGUAGCAGUGGAUGGUCCGGAACACCACAUACUUCACCUUCACCCGCUGUACUCCUCGCUCCAGCACGCAGUGCACUCGAGCACCAAGAACGGGUGAGCACCUUCUGGAGUGUGUUCUUUGUAGAUCGAUGUUGGAGCAUUGCGACUGGUUUACCGAGUAGUUUACCGGAUGAUGAGCAUCCGCAGUUGAAGAUCAGUACGGUGUGGCCUUGGGAGGGUGUCAUUACUCUGAACAACAGGGCGGAUGCGGAGUAUGAGAGUUUGGGAGGUCUUUUCGAGGUUAACUCCGGUGAAGAUAUGGGAAGGAGGAGAGGAGGGAAGAACAGGUGUACGAAGGCUUUCAAGGUGAAGGCUGCUGCGUUCUUUGAGAAGGCUGCGCGGAUUACUUCGAUGCAAUCUGAACCCACGCAUUGGGAGCAGCUCACGCAGUUGGAAUAUGCGUUGAAUGGUUUUAUUUCUACGUUGCCUUCGUACCUCUCUACUACGUCUUCUCCCUCUUCGUCCCACUCCCCGUCGUAUUCGCCGGUGUCGACUCAAACGACUGUCGACGUAGACCUCGCACUCACGCACACCCUCGCACAUACAGCGCUUAUCCAGCUUCACCAUCCACGUGCACAGAAGGACCUUACCUCACAUACCAUCUGCCUCCGAGCCGCAUCCUCUUGCACUCAAAUCAUCCGACACCUACAGUUAAACGACUACGGGUUGUUGGAUCCGGUGAUAGGGACGUGUUGGAUGUGUGUUGGGGACGUACUUUUGAGGGAGAGGAGUUGGGGUGGGGAUAUGUCUGGUGUGUCGUAUGAUGUUGGGAGAAGUAGACAACAGCAGGAAUGUGGUGAGGCUGUGGGUGUGGAAGCGGAGUUGGAGUGUGUGGUCAGUGCGUUGAGGCAGUUGAGUUUCGUGUUUCCUGUUGCACUGUACCAGGUACAGAAAGUCGAGCAGUCUCGCGCUAUGGCGUUCUGAAAAGCCGAAGCGUGAAACGUUCCAGACAUGUUGCUUAAUAUUUAUUUCCUGCUCUCCUACUUUGGUUUUUCGCUGGUCCUUGAUCUACGCUUUGCAUGUCGUUCCAAUGCUUUCAACAGGCAUAUCCCGAAUAUAGGAUCCAUAUUUUCAGAUCUAUUAUUUUCGUUUAUGAUUUCUUUUUUUUUUCUCUCUCUUUGGGUUAGUAAAAAGAUCUAUCUCGAGUCAAUACUGUAUCUACUAGUUCAUAGUCCCUCAUCCCCAUUACCCACUCCCUCUUUUCGUCUUUUUUUUCGCUUUCCCCAUCCCGGAGGUUCUUCGUUAAAACGUGGACCAUGCGUGUUGGUUCACAGUUCCCUUUCAUAACCGAUUCGUUCUCGUCUUCGCCUUCGUUUUCAUACACCUUUCGGCAAUGUUUCCUGCUUUGGUUUCGCAAUCGUUAUCUAUUCGGUUUCCUCCUCUCAACACACGUCUUUCCAUCACUUUUCCUUUCAGUUUUUUCAGUUCUACACUAUUCUAGUUCAUUCCGGGUUCCGGCGAGGACAGGAGGUGGAAACGUCAACAACAAACAACAUUAUACGUUAUACCCCCUCGAUCAUUAUCUAUCAUAACCCUCCCCUAUUCCGAAUUUACAAUGCCGUCAUUCUGUGUCCGGAAGGUGUAGAGAGGAUUGAUUUCUGAUUUGCAGAUUGCAGUUUUACCGCAACAAAAUCCUAAACGCACCGGAUACAUUGUGGCUUCGGCUUCGCUUCUCUUCCGUUCCUAACUUCUUUCUAUCUUCUCCUUACCUUAUUUCUUCUUUUCAUUUGACACGGAAUAUCUCUGGUGCAGGACUUCUUACACCUCUCCGUCCUUUGUUUCUCUUCCUGUUCCUUUCCAGAGUGUUCUUGGAACGACUUUUCCCCAAGAAGGAUUGCCUUUGCUAACCUGACACUACUUUUACUUUCAUAUUA